This is a messenger RNA of Acanthochromis polyacanthus (spiny chromis), 9525 nucleotides long. It is a transcript of the gene flnba, whose product is annotated as filamin-B. Bases 177 to 8264 code for a protein of 2695 amino acids. NCBI's taxonomy places the organism in Eukaryota, Metazoa, Chordata, Actinopteri, Pomacentridae. Gene Ontology annotation, biological process: actin cytoskeleton organization. Gene Ontology annotation, molecular function: actin filament binding. The record is from RefSeq and is a predicted model, not a curated record. The transcript is spliced from 50 exons.
GCUUUAAAAUCCGAGCCGCACCUGAACGCAGCUCAGACUGGCGAGUUCCCGAAAACCUUGAAGUUGUGAAGAAAGUCAGCGGGAAGACACAGCGCACUCACCGGCCUGCUUUCUCUCACAUUCAGCCACAGUCCCGACCAGAAGAUACAGAGAAGUGACGGGAAGAGCCGUGGAAGAUGCCGGCCACAGAGAAGGACCUGGCUGAGGACGCUCCGUGGAAGAAGAUCCAGCAGAACACCUUCACCCGCUGGAUCAACGAGCACCUGAAGUGCGUCAACAAGCGGAUCGUGGACCUGCAGCUGGACCUGGGCGACGGCCUGAGGCUCAUCGCCCUGCUGGAGGUCCUCAGCCACAAGACCAUGUACAGAAAGUACCACUCGAGGCCCACCUUCAGGCAGAUGAAACUGGAGAACGUGUCGGUGGCUCUGGAGUUCCUGGACAAGGAGAGCAUAAAGCUGGUCUCCAUUGACUCUAAAGCCAUUGUAGACGGGAACCUGAAGCUGAUCCUGGGUCUGAUCUGGACUCUGAUCCUGCACUACUCCAUCUCCAUGCCCAUGUGGGAGGGUGAGAGUGAAGAGUCAGAGUCAAAGACACCGAAGCAGCGUCUGCUGGGCUGGAUUCAGCACAAAGUCCCUGAUCUGCCCAUUACCAACUUCAGCCAGGACUGGAGCAACGGCAGAGCACUGGGAGCACUGGUGGACAGCUGUGCUCCAGGUCUGUGUCCAGACUGGGAGACCUGGGAUCCAGUGAAACCAGUAGAGAAUGCCACUGAAGCCAUGCAGCUGGCUGAUGACUGGCUGGGAAUCCCACAGGUGAUCGCUCCAGAGGAGAUCAUCGACCCCAAAGUGGAUGAACAGUCGGUGAUGACCUACCUGUCCCAGUUCCCCAAAGCCAAGCUGAAGCCUGGAGCUCCACUGAAGCCCAAACUGAACCCCAAGAAGGCUCGAGCAUACGGACCUGGGAUCGAGCCCACAGGGAACAGGGUGCUGCGUCCUGCUGUGUUCACCGUGGACACGUUCAGCGCAGGACAGGGACCCGUCACCGUCUACCUGGACCAUCCGGACGGCACCAGAGAGGAGCUGAAAACGGAGCUCAAUGAGAGCAAGAAGACGUACACCGUCACCUACACCCCUCAAGUCAUGGGACCUCACAAGGUGACCGUGCUGUUUGCAGGCCAGCAGAUUCCCAAAAGUCCAUUUGAGGUGGACGUGGACAAGGCGCUGGGCGAUGCUUCCAAAGUCACAGUGAAAGGACCGGGAAUCGAACCUGUGGGCAACAUCGCCAACAAAGCCACCUACUUUGACAUCUACACUGCAGGCGCCGGCACCGGAGACGUUUCAGCCAUGAUCAGAGACCCUCAGGGCCGCCAGAACACUGUGGAAGUGAUGAUGGAGGAUAAGGGCGACAGCAUGUACCGCUGCACCUACCGACCCACCCAGGCCGGACCGCACGCCGUCACCGUCACCUUCGGGGGGGCGGGAGUCCCUAAGAGCCCCUUCAGCGUAGACGUGGGACCAGCCUGCAUGCCGGGGGCGUGCCGGGCGACGGGCCGGGGGCUCCAGCCGUCCGGGCUGAGGGUGAAACAGGUCGGAGACUUCAAGGUGGACACCAGGAACGCCGGCAGUGGAGAGCUGAAGGUGCUCGUCAAAGGACCCAAGGGCAUCGAAGAGCCAGUGAAGCACAUCUCCAGUCAGGACGGUGUGUUCUCGUAUGAGUAUUACCCCAACAGCCCGGGGAAAUACACCGUCUCCAUCACCUGGGGGGGUCAGCACAUCCCAAAGAGUCCGUUCGAUGUCGUGGUUGGUCAGGAGGCAGGGCCUCAGCAGAUCCGGGCCUGGGGUCCUGGCUUGGAGGGAGGUGUGGUGUGUGAACCUGCCAGCUUUGUGGUGGAGUCCAUCGGCACCGACGCCGGAGUGUUGGGUUUUGCCAUUGAAGGACCUUCACAGGCCAAAAUCGAGUGUGAGGACCAAAACGACGGGUCGUGUGAUGUCCGUUACUGGCCAACAGAACCUGGUGAAUAUGCCGUCCACGUGACCUGCGAUGAGGAGGACAUCGAGCACAGCCCCUUCAUGGCUUAUAUCGUCCCUAACAGCAGCAGCAGCCACCCGGAUAAGGUUCAGGCGUACGGACCAGGACUGGAGAAGAGUGGCUGCCUGGUCAACCAACCUGCUGAGUUCACUGUCAACGCUAAGGAUGCUGGGAAAGGAGCUCUGAAGAUCACAGCUCAGGAUGCAGAGGGGCUUCCUGUGGAGGUGAAGGUGAGGAGUAAAGGUGAUGGGAUGUACAGCUGCUCCUACACACCCAGCUCUCCCCUCAAACACACCGUGGCCGUGGCCUGGGCAGGAGUCAGCGUCCACAACAGCCCCUUCAGGGUGAAUGUGGGGAAAGGCAGCCACCCCAACAUGGUGAAGGUGUUUGGUCCUGGAGUGGAGAGGAGUGGACUGAAGGCCAACGAGCCGACACACUUCACUGUGGACUGUUCAGGAGCUGGAGACGGUGAUGUCAGCGUGGGCAUCAAGUGUGACGCCAACAUGGUCGGUGACAAAGAGGCUGAUGUGGACUUUGACAUCAUCCCCAACGCCAACGACACGUUCACGGUCAAAUACGUCCCUCCUGCUGCUGGAAGACUCACAGUCAAAGUCCUGUUCACCGACAAAGAGGUUCCACAGAGCCCCUUCAGCAUUAAAGUCGAUCCUUCCCAUGAUGCAUCAAAAGUGAAAGCAGAAGGUCCUGGACUGGCUCGCACUGGUGUAGAGAGCGGGAAGCCGACUCAUUUCACAGUGUUGACUAAAGGAGCUGGAAAAGCUCCGCUGGAUGUUUCCUUCUCGUCUCCCGUAAAAGACUUUGACAUCAUCGACAACUAUGACUACUCUCAGACGGUCAAGUACACACCUGGGCUGCAGGGAGAGAUGACCAUCGUGGUGAAGUUUGGAGGGGAUCCCAUCUCCAAGAGCCCCUUCACGGUCGGAGUGGCUGCCCCACUGGACCUCAGCAAGGUCACCGUGGACAACCUGGAUGGACGAGUGGAGGUGGAUCAGGAGCAGCAGUUUGUGGUGGAUACUAAGGGUGCAGGAGGCCAGGGCCACCUGGAGGUGGCGGUGCUGAGUCCCAGGCAGCGGGCCGUACCGUGUAAAAUGGAGGCUCAGCCUGGAAAAGCAGACGUCAGCCGGGUCCGCUACACCCCCACAGAGGAGGGGGUGUACUCUGUCAACGUGUCCUACGACGGACACCCGGUCCCUGGGAGCCCCUUCCCUGUGGAGGCCCAGCUACCUCCAGACCCCAGCAAGGUGAAGGCGUUUGGUCCCGGUCUGAAGGGAGGUUUGGUUGGGAACCCGGCUGAGUUCACCAUCGACACCAAAGGAGCCGGCACCGGAGGUCUGGGUCUGACAGUGGAGGGGCCGACCGAGGCCAAACUCGAAUGUUCUGAUAACGGAGACGGGACCUGCUCUGUCUCCUACCUGCCCACUGAAGCUGGAAACUACCUGGUCAACAUCCAGUUUGAGAACGUCCACAUCCCGGGCUCACCGUUCAGAGCCGACAUCCAGAUGCCUUUUGAUCCCUCCAAGGUGGUGGCCUCAGGGUCUGGCCUGAAGAGAGGCAAGGUUGGAGAGACCAGCGUUGUGAAUGUGGACUGUUCUCAGGCCGGACCGGGUCAGCUGAGCCUGGAGGCGGCCCUGGACUCCCCUCCAUCCAGCCCUACUGGCUCUGCACCGGGCUCAGGUAUGAAAGCAAAGACGGAGGUGAUUGACAACAGAGACGGGACGUACACGGUGACCUACAUCCCCCUGACCUCCGGCAUGUACACCCUGCUGCUGAAGUACGGAGGCAAGACUGUGCCUGGUUUCCCUGCCAAAGUGAAGGUGGACCCUGCUGUGGACACCUCCAGAGUCAAAGUGUUUGGACCUGGAGUGGAGGGACAAGCUGUUUUCUUAGAAGCCACCACAGAUUUCACUGUGGACGCCCGUCCUCUGACUCCACGAGGAGGAGACCAUGUGAAGGUGAACGUCAGGAACCCGUCUAAAGCCAUGACGGACUGUGUGGUGACCGACAACGCUGACGGGACGUACAGCGUGGAGUACACUCCUUUUGAGAAGGGUGUCCACAGUGUCCAGGUUCUGUAUGACGACACUGCGGUUCCCAACAGCCCGUUCAGGGUUUCUGUGUCGGAGGGAUGCUCGGCCAGUCGGGUGGUGGCUACCGGCCCUGGACUCCAACAAGGCCUGAGCGAGCAGCCCAACCACGUCAGCGUCGUCACCAGAGGGGCAGGUAUUGGCAAUCUGGGCAUCACUGUGGAGGGUCCAUCAGAGUCCAAGAUGUCCUGCAUAGACAACAAAGAUGGCAGCUGCAGUGUUGAGUACACUCCUUACAAACCCGGCCUCUACGACGUCAACAUCACCUACGGAGGAGAACAUAUCCCAGGAAGUCCAUUUAAAGUCCCAGUUAAAGACGUGGUGGACCCCACUAAGGUCAAGGUGUCUGGUCCUGGAGUGGGGUCAGAGGUCAGGGCCAACAUACCACAAUCCUUCAAGGUGGACUGCAGGAAGGCAGGUGUGGCCCCGCUGGCUGUGACAGUCACUGGUCCUAAAGGCGUGGCAGAGCCCACAGAGGUGACCGACAACGGGGACGGGACUCACUCUGUGUCCUACACUCCUGCUGUGGAAGGACCGUACUCUGUAGCUGUGAAGUAUGGAGACGAAGACGUCCUCAGCAGUCCCUUCAAGUUUCAGGUUCUUCCUCAGCACGAUGCCAGCAAAGUUCGUGCCCGCGGCCCCGGGCUAACCAGCGGCCUACCCGCCAGCUUUCCUGUUGAGUUCAAUAUUGAUGCUAAAGAUGCCGGCCAGGGCCAACUGAGCGUGCUCAUUACAGAUGAGGAUGGCGUCCCUAAGCAGCCUACUAUCCACGAUAACGGUGACGGCACAUAUCGGGUGUCUUACAUCCCUGACCGCGCAGGCCGCUACACUAUUUCUGUAAAAUACGGCGGUGACAACAUCCCUGCAUCGCCCUACAAGGUCCGCGCCACGGCAACUGGAGAUGCCAGCAAAUGCAUCGUCACUGGUCCAGGUGUGGGUCCCACGGUGGCCAUCGGCAAGGAGCUGGGCCUGGUGGUGAACACUAAGGGUGCUGGGAAGGGGAAGGUGAACUGCGUGGUGGUGCAGCCUGACGGCAGCGAGGUGGAGGCUGAGGUGGUGGAGAAUGAAGACGGCACUUUUGACAUCUUCUACACCGCACCAGCGCCUGGGAACUACGCCAUCUACAUCCGUUUUGGAGGGAAAAACAUCCCGUGCAGUCCCUUCAAUGUCAUGGCUACCGAUGAGGUACCCAUGAUGAAAGAGCAGACGUCUCUACAGCAGCAGGCCGCUCCCCCCGGAGCAGGCUUCCAGCCAUGGGUCAUAUCAGACAAGUAUGGCGUCAACGGCAGCGGCUUCAGGCCGUUUGACAUGGUCAUACCGUUCUCCUUGAGGAAAGGAGAAGUCACCGGUGAGGUGCUGAUGCCUUCAGGUAAAUCUGCUCCACCGCUCAUCACAGACAACCAGGAUGGGACGGUCACAGUGCAGUAUUCUCCUACUGAGGCCGGCCUGCACGAAAUGCACAUCAAAUACAACGGCACACAUAUCCCAGAGUCUCCCCUUCAGUUCUACGUGAAUCACGCCAAUCGUCACAACGUCAUCGCCUACGGUCCUGGUCUGAGCUACGGCGUGGCCAACAAGACCGCCACCUUCACCGUCUACACUGAGGACGCCCCUGAGGGAGGUCUGGACCUGGCCGUUGAAGGUCCAUCUAAAGCAGAGAUCACCUGUGUGGACAACAAAGACGGGCUGUGUAACGUGUCCUACCUGCCCACGCUGCCUGGAGACUACAACAUCCACGUCAGAUACAACGAUGAGCACAUUUCUGGCAGCCCCUUCAGCGCCAGGAUCGUCGAGGACAACACGCGGCGCUCUCAGGUCAAACUGGGCUCUGCAGCAGAUUUCUCUCUGGACAUCAGUGAGACGGACCUCAGCCUGCUGACGGCCAGCAUCAGGGCGCCCUCUGGACGUGACGAGCCCUGUCUGCUGAAGAGAAUGGCAAACAACCACAUCGGUAUAUCCUUCAUCCCCCGGGAGGUCGGCGAGCACCAGGUCAGCAUCAUGAAGAACGGCUGCCACGUGGCCAACAGUCCCAUCACCAUCAUGGUCGUCCAGUCUGAGAUCGGCGACCCCAGCAGAGUCAGAGUUUAUGGUGACGGCGUGGUCCAGGGAACCACCUUCAGCAACUCCAGCUUUGUGGUCGACACACGCGAGGCCGGGUUUGGUGCUCUGGCUCUGGCCAUCGAAGGUCCCAGUAAGGUGGAGAUCCAGACAGAGGACCUGGAGGACGGUACCUGUGGAGUCUCCUACUGUCCUACUGAACCUGGAAACUACAUCGUCUCAGUCCGCUUCUCUGAGGAACACGUCCCAGGAAGUCCGUUCUCAGUGCGUGUGACCGGCGAAGGUCGCAUCCGGGAGAGCAUCACCAGACGACAGAAGGCGGCAUCUGUGGCCAGUGUGGGGAGUGUGUGUGACCUCAGCCUGAAAAUACCAGUAAGUUGGUUCCUCCUGGUAUCUUCUCAGCAGCUCCUUUCUCACUCCUCCUCCCGCUCCUACUGCUCCCUUCGGUGGUCCAGAAGAUCCGGUGCGGCUCGUCCCUCUGCCAUUCCCCGGGAUCAGAGCCUCUCCCCUGGACGGGUCUGUCUGAUCUCUGGCCUCUCUGGUCUGGUCCUGGCGGGUGAAGCGAGAGCAGCAGGGGGUGUUUGGGUGGUUGAUGCCCACCGACCGGCAGGCAGAGCUGGGGUGGAGGCCAUCGACAUGAAGGACGUCACGGCUGAGGUCACUUCACCGUCUGGAGCCAGUCAGCCGGCUGAGCUGGUUGCCAUGGGCAACGACACCUACGCCGUGCGCUUCGUCCCCACAGAGAUGGGCGUGCACAGCGUGAGUGUAAAGUACAGGGGCGUGCACGUGCCUGGAAGUCCCUUCCAGUUCACUGUGGGACCACUGGGGGAGGGAGGGGCCGCCAAGGUGAGAGCAGGAGGUCCAGGACUGGAGGGAGCAAAGGCUGGAGAGCCAGCUGAGUUCAGUAUCUGGGCCAGAGAGGCGGGGGCUGGAGGUCUGUCCAUCGCUGUGGAGGGACCCAGCAGGGCAGAGAUCGACUUCGACGACCGCAAAGACGGAUCCUGUGGCAUCUCCUACGUCGCUCAAGAGCCUGGUGAUUAUGAGAUUUCUGUCAAGUUUAAUGAGCAGCACAUCCCUGACAGCCCCUACCUGGUUCCUGUGGUGGCUCCAGUCAACGACGCCCGUCGUCUCUCUGUUGCCGGUCUUCAGGAGUCUGGUCUGAAGGUGAAUCACCCAGCAUCCUUUGCGGUGUCUCUGAAUGGAGCGCAGGGUAAGAUGGACGCCCAAGUCCACAGCCCCUCUGGAUCUGUGCAGAAGUGUGUCGUCUCAGAGCUGGAAAGAGACAAAUACGCUGUCCGCUUUAUACCCCGGGAGAACGGCAUUCACACCAUCGAUGUCAAGUUCAACGGCUCUCACAUCCCAGGAAGUCCUUUCCAGGUCCGAGUUGGAGAACCAGGACAGACUGGAGAGCCCAGCCUGGUGACGGCGUAUGGAUCAGGACUGGAGAGAGGCACGACAGGUACCCAGUCAGAGUUCAUCAUUAACAACACCAAGGCGGGCCCUGGGACCUUAGCCGUGACCAUCGAGGGUCCGUCCAACGUGAAGAUGGACUGCCAGGAGGUUCCAGAGGGCUUCAAGGUGCUGUACACCCCCAUGGCACCUGGAAACUACCUGAUCAGCAUCAAAUAUGGAGGACCUAACCACAUCACUGACAGCCCCUUCAAGGCCAAAGUCACAGGUCCUCGCCUUGUAAACGUGACAAACGCCAGCCAGACGUCGACCCUGACGGUGGAUCCGGCGGUUCGGGCAUCCAGCAGCAGCUUCGCUCAGAGUGCCAUGCCCAGACCGACCGAGUCUGACGCCAGUAAGGUGCAGAGCCGAGGAACCGGACUCAGCAAGGCCUUCGUGGGUCAGAGGAGCAGCUUCUCUGUCGACUGCAGCAAAGCUGGUAAGAACAUGCUCCUGGUGGGUGUGUACGGCCCUCAGGUUCCCUGUGAGGAGGUUCUGGUCAAACAUUUGGGCAACCUGCAGUACAACGUCAGCUACGUGCUGAAGGAGCGGGGCAACUACAUGCUGGUGGUCAAAUGGGGCGAUGACCACAUCCCAGGCUCCCCCUUCCACGUCGCUGUUCCUUGAUGCUGUCACUCCUCCUGCUCCGUUCCACAUCCCAGUUAAAGUGGACACUUCAGUGGACACUGUCCAAUGAACAAGCUGCUCAACUCUGUAAAAAUCUGAUGUUUUAAGGAUUUUCUGCCUUCCUCAACUGAUUUGCAUGUUGUAAUGUUUCUCAAACUGCCCUUAAUAGAGGGACUCAAGUGUCAAAUUCUAAAAGCAUUGAAGGGUAGCAUAAAGACCACAUCAGUGAAUGUAAACCUGCUACUUUUCUGUGUUAAACUGUGGAAGACAUACAGAUGGAGACAGAGGUUUAACCUAUUAAUUACUGCUACCAUGGAAUUUUAAACUUCACAGUUGAUGUUUUUCAUACCUAAUUGGUGGAUUAGAGAUGCUGUUUUUACACAUUCCAGAAUGUGAAACUGGAUUGAGAAAAGGUUUGGACUGAAAUGAGUGAGGUCAGACCUUUCACAUGUAACUGGAAUUCUAUGAUACAGCGCUUUCCUUCAGUAGAACAGUGCCAGGAAUAAAGCAGAGAGUUCUGUGAGGUGUCUUCAUGUCUGAUUGUGUAUGAGGGAGCCAGAUGAGCCGCUGCCAUAGGGAACCAGCAGUAAAGAGCAGACCUAUGCAGCAAAGCGCUGUGAACGGAAAAGUGACUAAACAUCUCAGUUAGAAGAACUGGAGUUCUGUCAGUGUGACGCUCUGUUUACACGAACAGGAAGUGUCAAACUGUAUGAAACUACUGAUGCUUGUUGUUGAACUGGAGCUACCAGAAUCCCACUACUUCCUGCUGCCAUAAUGAAGCGACGGCGGGUAAAGCUGCCUUCACACUACUGUCUCCUGCACUGUUCAACAGACUACUCAAUGAUGUGCUGGACUUUUGGGUUCACUGCUGUUCUCUGCUGUCUUUUCCUCUGUUUUCACAUAAACAGAUCUGACUUUGUUCUAGUCUGCCUGGACAGAAGAUGCUGAUGAACCAGAUUUGAUGUGAUGAUAAAGAGUGUGAUGAUCCAUGAGUGAUGCACACAUCACUGCAUAAAGCGUUAAAAAACACUCAGAAUCAGAUAGGAACUGGAAUAUGAGGUCAGACUUUGAGUUUGUGUGUGAAUCUUGAAGGAAUGGUGUCUUACCUGUUGGUUUUCUCCUAAUCACUGCUACUUUUGAUACUUUUGGGUUUUUGUAUGGGGUGAGAAACGCUUCAUUUUGUACUGGGCAGUGGGCUGUGCUACAUGAAACAAAACCCUGAGAUGAUGUACAUUUGAUAAUUAAAAUCAGCUGGAAUUCA